Saccoglossus kowalevskii is the source of this 762-nucleotide messenger RNA. RefSeq names its product deoxyribonuclease-1-like. The record is from RefSeq and is a predicted model, not a curated record. Gene Ontology annotation, molecular function: deoxyribonuclease I activity; DNA binding. Gene Ontology annotation, cellular component: nucleus. NCBI's taxonomy places the organism in Eukaryota, Metazoa, Hemichordata, Enteropneusta, Harrimaniidae. Gene Ontology annotation, biological process: DNA catabolic process.
AUGAGUAAAGAUCCAGUUGUUAAGGUUAUUGUGGACGUUAUCAUACGAUACGAUAUAUGUGCGGUGCAAGAGGUUUGUGACAAGGAUGGAGUGGCAGUGUACGAUCUUUUAAAAGAGCUAAACGAUAAAACCAAUGGUAAAUACUCUCUGCAGUUGGGGCCACGUGUUGGUAAUACGUAUCGAGAUACUGAACAGUAUGCUUUUUAUUACAGGCAUGACGUGGUUACGGUUUUGGGCAAUUACACGUACAGUGACCCGAACAAUGUCUUCGCCCGCGACCCCUACAUGGUUUAUUUCUCAACAACAGAAUCAGUACUCAAACGUUUUGUAUUUGGUGCCAUACACACAAGGCCAAAACAUGCAGUGUCAGAAAUUGAUCACCUGACAAAGGUUAAUGCCGACGCAAAAGAACAGUUUCAAGACGAGAAUGUCUUGAUUGGUGGAGAUUACAACGCUGACUGUGCUUAUGUUAAAGAGCAUGAUUGGAAGGAGAUCAGUUACAGAACAAUGCCUAUUUUCACUUGGUUAAUCGACGAUGAUGCUAAGACCAACUUAGCUCGUACGUCUUCGUGUGCAUAUGACAGAUUAGUGACUCAUGGGCAGGGGUUCAGAGAUGCGUAUCUACCAGGAAGUGCUAAAGUAUUUUAUUAUGACCAAGACCUCUAUGACACCCCGAUGAAUCGCACAUUGGCAUUAGCCGUGAGUGACCACUAUCCAGUGGAGAUGUCCAUAAAGGAUCCAAACCGUAUCCAGCCAUUGUAA